Messenger RNA from Arachis ipaensis, 2051 nucleotides. RefSeq names its product AT hook motif DNA-binding family protein. The record is from RefSeq and is a predicted model, not a curated record. Lineage: Eukaryota; Viridiplantae; Streptophyta; Magnoliopsida; Fabales; Fabaceae. Gene Ontology annotation, molecular function: minor groove of adenine-thymine-rich DNA binding.
AAGUCCCACUCUUUGUCUUUUCUUCCCUUGCUUUUUCCCUUUUCCACCUCCUGCACCCCUCUGUCAAAACCCUAGAUUUGAAAAUCUAGGGUUUUUAUUUUUUCUUAAUGUGUUACAGUCAUAAUUUCGGAACUGCCAGCUUGCUACUCUCGCUUCUCUCUCCUCAAUCCAAGCCCUUGAUUUUUCUACAUUUCUCCGCUCACUAAAAAUCUGCCAUGCGCCUUCAAUGGUGACUCUGCUUCAGCUCUUAAGCCACUUCCUUUUUCCUUUCUCUUCUUUUUCUUUUUCUUUUUCUUUCACACACUCUCUCCCUCACUCUUUCUACUAGCGCAUUCGUAUUUCAUCCUUUUGAUGCUUCCUGUAUCUUCGCUUAAGUAACCUGGCAUUCACUUAAACAAAUAUCAGAACCUUGUCAAUUGGAAAAUAGUUAGAUCCCGUUCUCUUCUUUUGUUGUUUUCCGAUUAAAGAUCCAUCCUUUUUCGAACAUUUUGAAGCUUUUUUGUUCUUGACCACGCUCUUAAACCUCGUUUUGGUAUUUUCGUCUGGGUAAUUUAGCUGUUGAAUAGAUUCUAGUUUUGAAGAGGAUCUCUACAUUAACUUAGAUACCCUAAAAGCAAGCUGCAUUAAUAACAAAUCAUACAACUUUUUUUGUGGUAAAUGCAUGGAUGGGCGAGAAGCAAUGUCAUUCUCUGGCGGCUCUGCCUCAUUCUACAUACAUAGAGGAGGUGGAGGAGGAGGAGGAGGAGGUGUUGGUGGUUCUCGAACACCAACACAGCCACAACCCGGAGGCUUCCAAGGACCUCCUGGGUUCCGGGCUCUCUCAAACGUUAGAGGUGCUGGUGGCCCUGGUCCUGCUGCUUCUGCAUUCUCACCAGAGCCUCAGCAUCCUAAUUUUGGCCAUGGAAUCAGCAUAGGUUCCUCCUCCCCUGGUGGAGGUGCUGGUGCUGGUUCUGGUGCUGGUGCUGGUGCUGGUGGAGGUGGAGGUGGAGGAGGUGGUGGUGGAGGUGGUAGUGGUGCACCUCCUUCGUCUUCAGGGGAGCCUGUAAAGAAGAAAAGAGGGAGGCCAAGAAAGUAUGGUCCUGGUGGACCUGUUUCUUUGAGGCUCUCUGCCACUGCUAAUUCCUCUCCUGGCUCCGGUACUCCCUUGGAAAAGAAGCGGCGCGGACGCCCCCCUGGAAGUGGAAGGAAGCAACAGCUAGCUUCUCUAGGUGAAUGGAUGAAUAGUUCUGCAGGGAUGGCCUUCUCACCUCAUGUUAUAAGUGUUGAACCUGGGGAGGACAUUGUAGCAAAGUUAUUGUCAUUUGCACAGCAGAGACCAAGGGCUGUAUGCAUCAUGUCUGGUACUGGGAUAGUUUCUUCAGUCACUAUGCGUCAACCUGCUUCUAAUACUGUCAGUGUUACUUAUGAGGGACGAUUUCAAAUUUUAUGCUUGUCUGGUUCUUAUUUGGUUGCGGACGAUGGUGGAGCUCGUAGUAGAACAGGCGGCAUCAGUGUUUCCCUUUCUAGUCCUGAGGGGCAUGUUAUUGGUGGUGGCGUUGCUGUGCUUAUUGCCGCAACCCCAGUGCAGGUGGUAGUAUGCAGUUUUGUAUACGGUGGCAGCUCUAAGGCAAAGCCUAAGCAAGUGACAAGCACAAAAGAUAGUGGUUCGGAGCCUCAAAGUAGCGACAAGUUAGCUUCUCCGGCAAGUGCACCUCCUCCUAAUCAAAACUACAACUCAUCUUCAUCCGCGGUAGCCAUUUGGCCUGGUUCGCAGCCGGCUGAUCUUAAAAGUGCACAUCCACACACUGGUAUUGACCUGACUCGUGGAUGAACACAUUUUUAUUAUGGAAGAGAUGUUGCAGUUUUGUAUAUAAAUCUCUCUGUUGUAAAUCAACUUGAUUGUGAGCAUUUGUAACUAUGCUUAUGCUUGUUUUCCCUCUCACUGGGUAACAAGAUGGCACUAACAUAAUGCUGUAACAAAUGGCGGUGGAUAAUUUCUGGGGUUAGUUUAACAAUCUUGACUUGUUCAAAAAUUUCUGCUGAAAUUAAUUUCAGAACACAAUUAGGCUCUC